This is a messenger RNA of Durusdinium trenchii, 2079 nucleotides long. Lineage: Eukaryota; Dinophyceae; Suessiales; Symbiodiniaceae. The record is from the annotation of a GenBank genome assembly.
AUGGUGGACAUCUCCUACCGCUGCCAAAUCACAUACCAAGAGGAGAAGCCAGUGAGCAUUGCUGCAGACAUGGUUGAGGAGCACCAAGGCCAAAAGUUCCUCAAGAACAGUGCCACCAACUAUGCCAUUUGCCAGCUGGUUUGUGGUGGCAAGCUGCCCGCAAAGAACCCCAGCUUGGCCAGGAGCAAGGAAUUGCAAGCAUUGGCCCAAGCCAGGAAUGACAAGAUCCAAGAAUAUUUUGCAGCACCAGAAGAGACCCAAGACUUGUUUGAUUCAGAGAUGCCCAAGAACAAAUGCACCAAAAAAAGAAAAGCCCAAGCCAUGGAAGAACCAGGUGACAAGUUUGUGGUCACCAUCCUAUUGGGUUCCACUGAGAUUCCAUGUUUGGUUGGUGGCCAAAGACCAGCCAAGUGUGAUUUGUUUGUGGCCAUGGAGCCAGAACCCUUGAGGGAAAUCAUUUCCCAUUUGAGAGCUGGCUGCCAAAUUGCCUUUGCCCAACCCAGCAGAAGUUACAAGGCCACCAAGAAAUGGCACAGCCAAGAAGAACAGCAAUCAACCAAGGUCCACCAUCAGUGUAAAAAAUCAAGUACCAAGCCUUUUUCUGAACCAGCCAUGGUGGAGAAAGUGGCUGCCCAAGUGAAAGCCAUGAUGGAUGGCAGCUUGGCCAUCAACCAGAAAGUCAGCCAGGUCAUUGACCUGUUGGAAGCCCAUGGGUUGGCCCACAGAGUGGUCCUGAAGCCAUCACAAGUUCUAUGCCACCCUGACAAGAGGGGUGGGACUAUGGUGUCCUACCAUGAUGCUUGGACCAAGGGCAAAGCCAUGCUGGGUGUUGGAAUCCAGGUCAGCCUUCUGCAUGGUUCCAUAGCGAUAGAGAUGUCCAAAGAUGAAGCCAAGAGAAAGGUCCAGGUUUCCAAGAAUGAGCAGUUGUUUCAUGAAGCCAAUGGCCACCUUGCACCUCUCAGUGGCCAGGAACGCUAUUUGUCUUUGAGUUCCAGCCACACUGUGACCUUCUUGAGAGCCAUGGAACACCAUUGUGUUGGACCAGCUGGAAGCCAGCCUGAUGUCCCCAAGAAUGACCCAGUCUGGAAAUGCAUUACAGAGGGAUGGAGCUGGGUGGUGGUCUCCAAUGAAAUGGAAGACCACAUCCCCACUUUUCCCAGUUGGGUGCAAAUGGCUAUGAAUUCUUCCAACUCAAUUGGAAGACCACAGACUGAGCUGGAGUUGGCCACUACAAUGGCCACAUUCUUCCAGAAUGGUAUGGACCUCAAGGAAGCCAUCACCCAGGCCAAGCAAGGAGACAUCAAAUGUCAACAGAGCCUCCCAGCUGUUGCCCACUAUGUCCAAAGAUUUGCUGGAGGCCCCAACUUUCCAUUGAUCCAUUUCUUGGGCAAAUUUGGCAAGCUGUUUGGUGGCACCUUGCUAUUGGGAGGUGAUUUCUUCCAUGCUUUGGCCCACACUGAUUUCAAGGUCAGUGGCCAAGUCUUUCCCAUGGUGAGAAUGGGUCUGUGGGCCACCAUGCUGACCAACCCACAAAAAUCUCAAGAUGGGUUCGCCAAAGUGUUCACCAAGGCAGACAUUGAAAAACUCAGAAGCCACCAGUCCAUUGAGAAAACCAAGCAGGCUGAGACCAUGUUGGCCAAAGCUUGGGAAACAUACCAGGAGUUGGUGACCAAGAAUAGCCAAAUGGAGCUCCACUACACCAAGUGCUUUGGUAAGUUCACAGUGAGGCUCUUGUUGUUCCUCACCCAGAAGCAAAAGGUGUCCAAGGAAGCCAAGUCAUGGGACUCCAUGGAGGACAUUUUGAAAGCCUUCACUGAAGAGGUUCAGAACCCACCUGCUUCAUCUUCGACUGGCCCAGGGGAGUGCUCCAGGGCACUGCCCCAUGUGUACUCCACCACCUGUUUACCAGCUUGGCCGCAGGAGGCUUUGAUUGCUAUGCCUUCUUUGAAAAAUACUUCCAAUGUUGGCAAAACCCCAGAGGUUGGUAUGCCAACUAUUUUCACCAAUUGUUUGAGAAGAAGAAAAUGGAAAAAUCCAAGAAUGCCAGAAAAUUCACUUGCACAGCAGCAGAAUGUUUAG